Molecule: messenger RNA, 1511 nt
Organism: Alnus glutinosa
Lineage: Eukaryota; Viridiplantae; Streptophyta; Magnoliopsida; Fagales; Betulaceae
Product: glycine-rich RNA-binding protein RZ1C-like
Exons: 4
Coding region: 169-1278 (369 amino acids)
Molecular function (GO): RNA binding; zinc ion binding
Source: RefSeq, a predicted model, not a curated record
CACAGUCGAAAAGACAGGUGAGCACCAUUCCCCUUCGGCUUCUAAUUUUUAGUUUCCUUUCCUGGGAAGCAAACUGGACUAAGGGUUUUCGUUACUCGUCACCCUGCUGAAUGUUCGUCGAAUUUACGUUGUUCUUUCAGCAUUUUUUUCGGUGCGUGAGAGAGAUUGAUGGCUGGGAAGGAAGAGAACCGGAUGUUUGUUGGAGGGUUGUCGUGGAACGUCACGGAACGACAGCUCCACCAUGCUUUCGACCGAUUUGGCAAAAUUGUCGAAUGUAAGAUCAUGAUGGAAAGAGAUACAGGCCGUCCACGUGGAUUUGGGUUCAUUACAUAUGCAGAUCGUCGGGGAAUGGAAAAUGCAAUUCGGGAGAUGCAUGGACAGGAGUUUGGUGAUCGGAUCAUCUCAGUGAACAAGGCCCAACACAAAAGGGGAGAAGAUUUGGACCAUGGCUCUAGGGGAGGAGACUACUCAUCUGGUGGAAAGGGAAGGAAUGGAGGAGGAGAUUGGUCUGGUGGGCACGAUGACUGUUUCAAGUGUGGGCACUCAGGGCAUUGGGCUCGGGAUUGCCCCUUAGUUGAUGGAGAAGAUUUAGACUAUUGCUGUAAGGGAGGAGGCUACUCGUUUGGUGGAAGCAGAAGCUAUGGGGGAGGAGAUAGGUCUGUUGGGAAAGAUGACUGUUUCAAGUGUGGGCGCCCAGGGCAUUGGGCCCGUGACUGCCCCUUAGCAGAUGGAGAAGAUUUAGACUAUUCCUAUAGGGAAGGAGGCUACUCGUCUGGUGGAAGGGGAAGCUAUGGGGGUGGAGAUAGGUUUGCUGGGAAAGAUGAUUGUUUCAAGUGUGGGCGCCCAGGGCACUGGGCUCGAGAUUGCCCCUUAGCAGUUGGUGAUCGAGGUGGUGGUGGGAGUUUAUUUUCUUCCCGUUCUAGGUUUGGAGGGGGUGGUGUCCGUGGGGAUCGCUACAAAGAUGAUCAUUAUGAUGGAGGUUGCUAUGGAGAUAAGGAUCAUUUUGGCAGCAGAGAGGACAAAUAUGGGAGCCGUGAUCAUCGCCAUGUUGGUGACAGGCAGGAGGAUCUAUUGGGUGAUUUCAACCUUCAAGACAAAGAGAUGCUUCGUCUUAUGCAAGAAGAAAUGCGCAUUAAGCAAGAAAAGCUUCGAUUGGAACAAGUGAAAGAGGAAGAAAGAAUUAUGAUGACGGACACAAGGGGCAUGUCUCAAAUGCAACAAAAAUAUUAUCAGCGACGCAAAAAGGAAAUCCUUCAAGGUCGAAGUAGGAGUAACUAGUUAGUCAGUGAUAUACUUUGUCGGAUACUGUGCAAGAGAAAAUGCUGCCCGGAGCCAUUCUAAAGUUCGAAGAGGCCUAUUUAUUUGUAUUCAGGAGCCUCUACUUGAAGCCCAAAAAAGAAAAAGGAACCUCUAUUUAUGUUCUAAUAUUUGUUUUAGUUGAACGAAACAGUAAGGGUUAAUUAUGCCUUGCCCCCAUUAACUACUAAUACAUUUGAACUUUCACCUCUCAA